CAGCGGACUACAUGGUUGCGAAUCUUCCCAUGAUAAUCAGAAAAGCCAGGAUGUACCGCGCGAGAGCUAUGAAGCCUCUCUGUGGGGCGACAUUCAUAUAUCUUACCGAUUCGAGGAUGUCCAGAAAGUUACGACGGAGAUACAAAAGGUCGUAUCCUCCAAAAGGCGUUCUAGACAGAGCUUUAACGGCAGCCUCGUACGAGAAUGAUGUUGACCUUCUUAAAAUUCUCCUGGCAAAGGGAGCAAACGUUGACCAUGAGGAUAUGUUCUUUGGGAAUGCGUUAUACACCGCUAUUUUCCUAAAGAACAUUGAAGCAACGACCCUCCUCUCUUAUUAG
Messenger RNA from Blastomyces dermatitidis ER-3, 338 nucleotides. RefSeq lists its product as uncharacterized. Gene Ontology annotation, molecular function: protein binding. Bases 12 to 338 code for a protein of 108 amino acids. The transcript has a single exon. NCBI's taxonomy places the organism in Eukaryota, Fungi, Ascomycota, Eurotiomycetes, Onygenales, Ajellomycetaceae. The record is from RefSeq and is a predicted model, not a curated record.